Molecule: messenger RNA, 742 nt
Organism: Bombyx mandarina (wild silkworm)
Lineage: Eukaryota; Metazoa; Arthropoda; Insecta; Lepidoptera; Bombycidae
Product: circadian clock-controlled protein-like
Source: RefSeq, a predicted model, not a curated record
AAUCACAUUUUAUGCACUGCUCAAAAUGAUUAAGAAGCUAAUUUUGUGUGCUGCGCUUUUUAUCUUAGAUGCUAAUGCAGGAGCAAUUGAUUUCAUCAAGCCUUGCGCUUGGAAUGAUAAGGCUUGCAUUUUGGAUUCAUCAAAAUUAGCGCUACCGUAUUUUGUCAAGGGUAUUCCUGAAAUAGGAGUCUCCCCGGUGGACCCUUUUACCAUUGAUGAAGUCAACGCCGAUAAUGGAGAACUGAAGCUUCUGUUCAAAGAUAUAAAAGUGGAGGGUAUUUCGAAAUGUGAAAUCGGUGAAAUAGAGAGACCAACAGACAAAACUCAUUUAAGGUUUAUUUUAUAUUGCCCCAUACUGAUAACGGGCAAAUACAAAUCCGGCGGCAAAAUAUUAUUAGUGGACGUUGAAGGAGAGGGAGAUACUGAAAUCAAGACUGAUAAAGCCCGGAUCGAAGUAGAUAUAAAAAUGAAGACCAUUGUGAAGGACGGCAAGAGCUACUACAAAUUCACCAGCUUCGAUUACAAGUAUGAACCGAUCGAAAAGUUGCAUUUUAAAUUUGACAACAUGUUCAACGGAGAUAAAGCGAAAGCCGAACCUUUUCUAAAGCUCUUAGAUCAAAGCUGGAAGGAAUUGGCCCAGCUAGGAAAUCCUCUCAUUAAGGCAAUAGUCAUGAAAGAAACGGCUAACAUUGAAAAAAUAUUCCUUGCUAUGCCUAUAGAAGAAAUCGAACUGCCAGCUUAG